Molecule: messenger RNA, 575 nt
Organism: Acaulospora morrowiae
Lineage: Eukaryota; Fungi; Glomeromycota; Glomeromycetes; Diversisporales; Acaulosporaceae
Source: the annotation of a GenBank genome assembly
CGAUCAAAAAUCAAGAAUUCACAAAGCCAAAUCCUCAAACAUCUGAUUGCACCAUUUCACAAUCAAACUGGAUAGUGCCAUUACCAAGUAAAAAUCCAAAUCGUUGGUCAAAGGAAGCGAUCAAGAAUGAACUUGAAAAACGAAAGAUUGACUAUAGGGAUAAAGAAAACAAGCGAGAAUUAGUGGUAACUUUACAAAAAAGCUUUGAAGAGGAAAUACUAAAUGAAAUCAAAGAUACCUUGAUAAUGAACUAUUCAACGUUGACCAAUGUAAUAUCAGCAAACCCAAAAUUAUCAGAACCAAAAAAGAAAAAACGACAUAUUAAUCAAGAUAUAAGUAAUGAUAUUGAAAAAAAAGCAGAUCAUGAGUUGCAGGCAAUCUAUUUUAAUUUGGGAUGGGUACUUCGGGAACGACAAGAAUUUGGCAAACGAGGUGCCAGAAAACAUAUGACCGAAAAGGUUAGAAAUCUUUUGAAAACUUACUUCUUGAGUGGGAAUGUUGACAAAAAACAGAGAUUUACUGCCGCGACGAUGUUAGUUGACUUGGAAAAAAAAGCAGAAGCAGGAGAAUUAGAU